CAAUUAUCCACGCGUUAUCCGCACAGCAGUGCAUUUAUCUCGCACACAAGCAUCAGUUGAUGGGAAUGUUAUUUUAGGCGCAGGCAGCCUUCCUUCCAGAACGACAAAAAAGCCCCAAACCCCGCAGAGGCGAAUGCUAACCCUGUUUCGUUUCAGGGAGAAGGCGAAAGCUGGAUCCAUGGUGAAUCACCCAAAACCCGUUCCUUGCGCCGCAACGAGACCGCAGCACAGCACACCCGCCGGUUUUGAACGUGAUCGUCAUCUCGUCGCGUGCGGCUGUGCCAAUUAAUUGACAACCAACCCUCCUGAGCGUCUGUCUGUUCUCUCCACCUUUCGCCAUCUGCCUGAUUCGUUCCUUCGACACACGAGAGCGCGCCUUUGCCAGGCAAAUUGGCAUUAUUCAGUCACUACCACCAUCGCCCAGAUCAGACGUCAUUUCUCGACAUGAAUACAGUGCAUCGCCAGUUUGGCAAGUUGAAGAGGAGAGGGGGAGACCAGGCCAAUGUUGCUAUGCUCCUCAACGAAUAUGAGGAUGCUGACAAGAUGCUCACCAAGAUAAUAGAGGCAUCGAAAGGUUGGAGAGAUGCAUGGGUAUCUAUUCUCAGCAUUCAAUUGACAGCGACUACAAUAUUCGAAGAGCUCUACCAGCCGAUUGUUGGCUCAAGUGAUGGAUACGGACAACCGCCAGUCAUGAGUACCCCAGAGCAGCUCGAGCGGACAUCCAAGUUGAGGGCAGCGUACGCAGAACUGAAGACGGAUCUGCUGGACGAAGUUGGCAUGAUGGACUCUCGCGUGAUCAGGCCAGCAACCGAUGCGAAGGAGUACUUGCAACCCAUACGCAAAACAAUCAAGAAACGAGAAAAUAAGAGACUAGAUUGGGAACGCUACAUUGACAAGGUCAACAGCUUAUCAAAAAAGUUGAAACGAUCAGAUCGGGAUAAUGCGGCGUUGGCAAGGGCGGAGGAGGACUUAGCAAAAGCUGCGGAUGACUUCAAAGUCGCCGACGAACACCUCAGGGAAACUCUUCCUCCCAUCAUUGCGUCCGCAUUCUCCAUUCUUCCUCACCUACUUGCGGUCCAAAUCAUGAUCCAAAAUACGCUCUUAGCCCAAUACUACACCAUCCUACAUAACUACUGUGAAGAAACUGGCUUCCCAUCACCUCCCCCGCCGAUGGAGGAUGUCAUAUCUAUGUGGAGCAAAGACUUCAAGCCUGUUCAGCAACAAAUAGAAAGCAUCAACAUGGUCGCCCGGGGGAAAGCUAUUCACCAACCGAUGUCUUUAGGCGACGUUGGACGCAAAUCAAUAACUGGCUUGGGCGUCCGAAAUGGCAUUGCAAACCGCCGUGCAUCUUCAAACAACACGAACCACCCUAUCUCUCCCAAUCCCGAAGCUCGAGUCAUGCGAAUCCCUUCUUCGAAUUCGUUGGCCGUCAUCGAACAACCUAAGCCGCCUUCCCCCUCUCCUUCUCCCGAACCUAGUCCAGCUUUUCUAUCGCCAGACUACUCGACACAACUUACACCCCAAUCAUCCUACGUAGCCCAUUCUCCCGCAGGGCCCAGUGGUGAUUACUUCCAGCGCGGCGUUGCAGGCAAAAAGAAACCACCUCCCCCACCCCCGAAACGAAUUGGUUCUCAAAACUCCGGCGUGUACGCCAUGGCGCUCUACUCCUUCGAAGGUCAAAAUCAAGGCGAUUUGAGUUUUAAGGAAGGCGAUCAGAUUAAGGUCGUGAAGAAAACAGACAGCGUUGAUGAUUGGUGGGAGGGUGAGCUCAGGGGCGUUAGAGGGAGCUUUCCAGCGAAUUAUUGCAAGAUUAAUUGAGCGAACAUGUACGGAAAACUGGGUAGGGAUCUGCGUACGGGUAAUUAGAAGGCAAGUGAUGACUGAUGACGGUUUGGAAAAAUAAGUGGAGGGUAACGGGCUGGCGUUCAGGCAUAGAUAUCACUUUGAUAGUGAGGAUGGCAAACUGAACACGCAAAAUUGGGGUCUUUCAACGUCUACCCUUGCAAUGUGGGCCGAAAGCCGUUAAUAUCCACCAUCGAAACUGAAAAGCCU
Messenger RNA from Hyaloscypha bicolor E, 2052 nucleotides. RefSeq lists its product as uncharacterized. NCBI's taxonomy places the organism in Eukaryota, Fungi, Ascomycota, Leotiomycetes, Helotiales, Hyaloscyphaceae. The coding region runs from base 445 to 1818 and encodes 457 amino acids. Gene Ontology annotation, biological process: actin cortical patch localization; plasma membrane tubulation; endocytosis. Gene Ontology annotation, molecular function: protein binding; lipid binding. The transcript is spliced from 3 exons. The record is from RefSeq and is a predicted model, not a curated record. Gene Ontology annotation, cellular component: mating projection tip; medial cortex; actin cortical patch.